This is a messenger RNA of Effrenium voratum, 1132 nucleotides long. NCBI's taxonomy places the organism in Eukaryota, Dinophyceae, Suessiales, Symbiodiniaceae. The record is from the annotation of a GenBank genome assembly.
CUGCAAGCCAAUCGCCACUCGCUGCACGCACGGCAUGAGAUGAGAGCAGUCGAGCCCGGCGCCGUCUUGGAGGUGAAUGUGAAGCGCAUCGAUGGCAGCUCCAGCUCUAUGGAGGUCAGGCCCGAGAUGACGGGCCUUCAAUUCAAGGAGCUGAUCGCGCAAAAGCUGGGCAUUUCCACCGACCAGCGCUUGAUUUGCCGCGGCCGGCCCAUCAAGGAUGACGACCUUGUCGGGGCGCACGUCACGGAGAGCGGACAGAUAGUGCACAUGGUGCAGCGGCCGCCCGCCACCUCGGCAUCUUCCACAGCGGCCCCGCAUGCACCGGUUCAGGUGCACUUUAUGCCCCCGGAGUUCCGCGGAGGCCCGGGCCCCGGUAUGCGGCCCUUCAUGCCGCACGCAAUGCCCGGGGCUCCCACGGUGAUUGGGCCCAUGAUGCCCCCCAUGCCAGCGCCGGGCGGCUUCUACCACCCGCCCCAGAUGUCUGGCAUGCCGCCCUUUCCACACAUGCAGGUCUUCCUUCAGCAAGGCUUCAACCCUCCGCCUCCGCCUGCCGUCCGCGUGGAGGCGCGCGAGGCGGCGCUGGCACCGGACCGGAGCCCGGACCGGCGGGAGCUGCCCUGGCGGGAUCUGCGGCGCUUGCACUGCCACCUCUCCACGGCCCUGGGACGGUCCAACCAGUUCCGUCCGCAGUUGCCGCCGAAUUUGCCGAACGCGACCCCGGAGGCGGAGCUGUCGGCGUUCCUCGCCUCUCUGCACGCGGCCACGUCGCAGCUCGGGGUGGCGGUGAGCGACAUGCAAUCCGCGGUGGGCGAAGGGCAGCGCCCGCAGCGCCUGCAGUUCACGAUGGUCCUGGCCUCUGCUGGCCGCGUCUUCCGGUCCCUGUCCAGUGCGCUGAUGAAUCCCCCUGAGCAGGCGGAGGCGAGAGAUCGAGACGUGCAGCCGCUUUUGGCUAGCACCUGGCAUGCGGUGCCGCAGGUAGGUCGCCCUGAGCACCUGGCGCGGCCCUACCUCAGCGCCUUGCUGCGGGAUCUGCGGCAGUUUCUGCAGCAACAGGACCCAGAAGUCCUGCGCCAGCAUCCCAACCUUCAAAUGGCCCGCGGGCCGCCGUGAGAAUCCCGCAAGUGAGUCGACU